Oreochromis aureus is the source of this 2946-nucleotide messenger RNA. Its product is annotated as biotinidase-like. Gene Ontology annotation, molecular function: hydrolase activity, acting on carbon-nitrogen (but not peptide) bonds, in linear amides. The record is from RefSeq and is a predicted model, not a curated record. Lineage: Eukaryota; Metazoa; Chordata; Actinopteri; Cichliformes; Cichlidae.
GGGAAAAAAAAGAGGUUACGAGAUAAACCGCAGCUUAACAGGGGCUGUUUGUGGGGAAAUAACACUGCUUGGCACGAGGAGCUUCUUAUCACUUUUUAACUACAAAAUUAUCAUCUGAGUCAUCAUGCCUCGUGGAGGACUUCUGACCGCUUAUUUAUGGUCUGUGUUAGCACAUAGGUGUCAUGCCUGACGGUGGAGAAACGAUGUUGUUCGUUAUAGCUGUUGUCAGUGUUUAUUUGGCGUCUGUUGUCGGUGUAACUGACUCCACUCCAGACUCGUCGUAUGUUGCCGCUGUUUAUGAGCACAAAGUAAUCCUGAACCCGCACCCGCGCGUGCCCGUGUCCCGCCACGAUGCUCUGCAGCACAUGCAGAAAAACCUGGAUAUCUACGAGGAGCAGGCAGCCCGGGCAGCCCAGCAGGGUGCCCAGAUCCUGGUGUUUCCAGAAGAUGGUAUUCAUGGAUUUAACUUCACUCGAUUAUCCAUCACUAGCUACCUGGAAACCAUUCCUGACCCUCAGGAGGAGAGCUGGAAUCCAUGCAUGAAGCCAGAAAGACACAACAACACUGAGGUUCUCCAGAGAUUGAGCUGUAUGGCUCGUCGUAACAACCUCUACCUGGUGGCCAACAUGCCCGACCUGCAACCCUGUCCCCUGAAGACCAGCCCCACCUCCACCUGUCCUCCUGAUGGGCGCUGGCAGUUCAACACAAAUGUGGCUUUCAGGUCAGAUGGCCUUCUGGUGGCACGCUACCACAAACACAACCUAUACUUUGAGGCCUCCUGUGACACACCUCCAGAACCUGAAAUCAUAACAUUUGACACUCCUUUUGCUGGGAAGUUUGGCCUCUUCAUCUGCUUCGACAUCCUGUUUCAUGAUCCUACAGUGCUCCUAGUGCAGAGGGGUGUGCGUCAGUUGAUCUUUCCAACAGCCUGGAUGAACCAGCUCCCCCUGCUGGAUUCAAUCCAGUUUCAGCAGGCAUUCAGUCUGGGUGCCAACGUCACCCUACUAGCUGUCAACAUUCGUAAUGACAGGCUCAUCAUGACAGGAAGUGGCAUCUACCCUUUUUCUGCCACCUACCACCACGCCAGGAAAGGAGACCCAGAGGAGGGCAGGCUGCUGGUGGCCAGAGUGCCAGUUUUGGAGCCACUUGAGGUAAAACAAAGUGCAGCCAAAGAGGUGGAGGCUGGUGGUGGGGAGUCAACAAUAUCAGUGGCUACAGACUCUGGAUACUGCUACCAAGAUAGCUGUGAUGACCCUCCUCCUCCCUCCUACCCCACCUUCAUCUCCUCUAUGAUGUAUGACACAUUUACAUUUGUCCUCUUAAAUGAGACACAAGGCGACGUUAAAGUGUGCAACGGCACUUUCUGCUGCCGCCUGCAGUACAGGUGGUUACUGCAAGACCAUAAAGAGCUCUAUGCUUUCGGCGCAUUUGCAGGAACACACACCGUCAACGGACGUUACGCACUGCAGGUUUGUGCCGUAGUCCGUUGUGCAGGGUUGGAUCGGAGCUCUUGUGGACAGGAAGUGGAAGAAGCAGAGUCUAAAAUGGACUUCCUGUUGGAGGGGAACUUUGACACCAAAUACGUGUACCCAUCCAUUCUGACAAGCCGAAUGUUCCUGGAGCAGCCAGAGAGUCUGGAGAAAGCUGCAGACGGGAGACUGACCAUGAAACAUUCAAACACGAAGGGUGGCCUGGUCACUGCCUGCCUGUAUGGACGAAUGUACCACCUGGACAAUAAUCAUCCUGCUGAAUUACUACUGAAUACAAUUUGCACUGUCAUUUGUUUAAAGUGUCUUCUUUCAUACAGGUCAGAUGGCCUUCUGGUGGCACGCUACCACAAACACAACCUAUACUUUGAGGCCUCCUGUGACACACCUCCAGAACCUGAAAUCAUAACAUUUGACACUCCUUUUGCUGGGAAGUUUGGCCUCUUCAUCUGCUUCGACAUCCUGUUUCAUGAUCCUACAGUGCUCCUAGUGCAGAGGGGUGUGCGUCAGUUGAUCUUUCCAACAGCCUGGAUGAACCAGCUCCCCCUGCUGGAUUCAAUCCAGUUUCAGCAGGCAUUCAGUCUGGGUGCCAACGUCACCCUACUAGCUGUCAACAUUCGUAAUGACAGGCUCAUCAUGACAGGAAGUGGCAUCUACACCCCUUUUUCUGCCACCUACCACCACGCCAGGAAAGGAGACCCAGAGGAGGGCAGGCUGCUGGUGGCCAGAGUGCCAGUUUUGGAGCCACUUGAGGUAAAACAAAGUGCAGCCAAAGAGGUGGAGGCUGGUGGUGGGGAGUCAACAAUAUCAGUGGCUACAGACUCUGGAUACUGCUACCAAGAUAGCUGUGAUGACCCUCCUCCUCCCUCCUACCCCACCUUCAUCUCCUCUAUGAUGUAUGACACAUUUACAUUUGUCCUCUUAAAUGAGACACAAGGCGACAUUAAAGUGUGCAACGGCACUUUCUGCUGCCGCCUGCAGUACAGGUGGUUACUGCAAGACCAUAAAGAGCUCUAUGCUUUCAGCGCAUUUGCAGGAACGCACACCGUCAACGGACGUUACGCACUGCAGGUUUGUGCCGUAGUCCGUUGUGCAGGGUUGGAUCGGAGCUCUUGUGGACAGGAAGUGGAAGAAGCAGAGUCUAAAAUGGACUUCCUGUUGGAGGGGAACUUUGACACCAAAUACGUGUACCCAUCCAUUCUGACAAGCCGAAUGUUCCUGGAGCAGCCAGAGAGUCUGGAGAAAGCUGCAGACAUGAGAGUGACCAUGAAACAUUCAAACACGAAGGGUGGCCUGGUCACUGCCUGCCUGUAUGGACGAAUGUACCACCUGGACAAUGAAUAAAGUUUGGAGGGAUCAGGAAAAUAAAGUUCAGUGUUAUGGUUAAGAGCUGCUCCAACCUUCAGCUGUUACACAUUUGUUUUAUCUCUUAUAAAAUAAACCAAAACAAAUGUCUUUA